AUGUUUCCCCAAGUGAACCUUGAAAAUAAAAUCCAAUAGCUUAGUUAAGAAAAUGUGGAAUUGAAAUAGACAUUAGCAGAUCUGAAGUAUUUUAAUAAAGGAUUUACUUUAGAUUCGAAUAUGAGAAAUAGGUUCUAUUGUGUAAGGCAGCCUAAGAAUGGAAAAACAAGUAUGAUAGACUCUUUCAAGAAAAUCAGUAAUUGAAUCAAGAAUAAAAACAAUUGUAGGAUGAGAUAUCGAAUUUGAAGAAUUAGAUAAAGAAUUUCGAGUAUGUAAAUUACACAAUUAAUAGAAUUAAUAUGUAACAAAUAUAGGAGAAAACAACUAAUUUGAAUUAAUAUCAAUUGAUUGAGGCAAAUUCAAUAAGGGUUUAAUAGCAUAACCAAGAAUUAUAGAGAGAAUUAGAGACUUAUUAAUAAAAGGCAUAAUUUGUAUUACAAGUAAAUGUUUUAUAAAUUAAAAGCCGAAAACUGUAAUUGAUAAUAAUAUACAAUUCUACUAGUUAACUUUGGGUUGGAACAAGGACAUAUAAAAUUUACAAUUAUCAUAUAGAUAAGAGAAUGACAGUUUGAUAUUUGAUGGUUAUGGGGAAAUUGGGAAUAAAAAAGUAAUUUACCAAUAGAUCCAUAAUGUUGGGAAGAAGGCUCUCAAACAAAAUUAGAAACCAUUGAUUUCAUUGAAACAAUCGCAAAUGUAAAUGACUUUUGAAGUUUGAAAUUUUAUAAAUCAAAUUAAAUUAUUUAAUUCU
Molecule: messenger RNA, 748 nt
Organism: Paramecium octaurelia
Lineage: Eukaryota; Ciliophora; Oligohymenophorea; Peniculida; Parameciidae
Source: the annotation of a GenBank genome assembly